AUGGAGCAGGACACCCAACUGAGUAUGAACAUGUAUAGCUGGGGCGGAAACGAGUGGCUGGGAACAGGAAUACAAACUUGGGAAAAUCUAUGUAGAGAAUACCGUCCAACGGAAGAAAGGAACGUACAAGAAGACCAGCAGGAGAAUAAAGAAGGAGGAGACUGGCUGAAAAAUUACCUAAAAACCGCAUGGGUUGACAGCUUGAGGGUACGAUAUGAAGCUACGAAGGGGGAAGAUUGGACAGGAAACGGCAAACUAAACAACAAGCAGGACCUGAUCUAUUCGUGGAAGGGAUUAAUACUGAACGUUGUACAUCAAAUGAGGAACUCCCCGGCCCUCAGUACCUCCUGUGUGGAACAAGAGGAUAAAUCCAAAGCAGAGGCGACUAUCCAAUCUGCUAAAUGGGGGGAUAUCUUGUGGAGAGAAAUAUGCAAAAACAAAACAGAAGCAGCAACUAUCAUGGGUACUCUGCAGUGUAUUUUGAAGAUAUGGAGUCGAAGGUCUGACUCAGAUCAUUUGAAUGAGGAAGCUCUGACUCAGGAGUGUAAAGAAGUAUUGAGAAGAUUACAGGCAGAAGAGGGCACAUGGAACGGGUGGAUAAAAAUCCCAGGCCAAAAGAGGUCGAUGAGUUGUUUAAACCUGGAGGGUAGCAAUAGCACACUCAAUGAAGAUUCACAGAAGAUCGGGUUGGUACUGAGUAUCUAUCGAGUAAUAGAGGAAUUAUGCCCCAAAUGUGGACCGUAUUCAUUGACCCAGUGGCUAAAAGGACCUGCACAAAGUCACGCAUCCAAGUCUCGGCUCUAUUGCUCAAUAAGACGACAUGAGUUAAGAUGUUAUAAUAACCCAACGGAGACGGGGGCAGGAACCCAGUAUAUGUUAUAUACCAAGCAGCACCCAUCAACCCAAACAGAUACCACAGGACAGGGAGCCACUGAACUCUCCGAGCAGGAACAUCUCCAGAGCGGCCUACCGAAAAUAAAGCAACCGGAUAGUCCUUCUCCCCGAAUCAUGCCGGACAUGGCUGGAUCUAAGGGUCCGGAAUCAACGACAGAUGAGCAAGGGUAUGGAGUUAAUUUAGGCACGAGACAGCUUGACGAGUUGACAGGGACGGGUAAUCAUUUCAACGGACCCACGCCUGGCAAAGGAGCACUAGUCUCACGAACAGGGAACGAAAGCGGUAUUCCGGAUUCUGAUGAGACGUCAACAAGGACUGAAAGGCCCCAGCAGGUACAGUCAGCCCCUGGCUCUGUGGCUGGGACUUCGCUAGAUAGUACCGGACCCACCACCUCAGUGGGAGGAGAUGAACUCUCCAAGAGUUCUAUAUCCGGUGGGACACAGGCGGGGUUGGGGGGAAUCAUUGCAGGAGUCCUAACAGCCAUAGUCUUAGGGGCGGGAAGUUUAUAUGGGGGAUGGAGAGUAGUGAAGAAACGUGGGGGAGCCGCCCGAGGACUUAGGGGUAGGCCCACUAGGACCAUAACGUAUGGAACGGGACAUGGUCUCAACGGCUACCAAACAGGGAGGAUCUAA
This is a messenger RNA of Plasmodium inui San Antonio 1, 1527 nucleotides long. RefSeq lists its product as hypothetical. NCBI's taxonomy places the organism in Eukaryota, Apicomplexa, Aconoidasida, Haemosporida, Plasmodiidae. The record is from RefSeq and is a predicted model, not a curated record. The coding region runs from base 1 to 1527 and encodes 508 amino acids. The transcript has a single exon.